Messenger RNA from Exaiptasia diaphana, 871 nucleotides. RefSeq lists its product as uncharacterized. The coding region runs from base 1 to 834 and encodes 277 amino acids. The record is from RefSeq and is a predicted model, not a curated record. The transcript is spliced from 2 exons. NCBI's taxonomy places the organism in Eukaryota, Metazoa, Cnidaria, Anthozoa, Actiniaria, Aiptasiidae.
AUGCCAAAACCAAUGUUAGCUGGUACUUUGAAUGUAUGUUUACUAGAAACCAAUGCACGGGAUCAUAAACUACCAGUUGAGGAUGAAUUCUUGAUGUUUAUGAUGAAGUUAAARCUUGGCUUGACYAACUUAGAUUUGGCCAUAAGAUUUUAUAUUUCACAAGGCAGGGUAUCGAACCUAGUGAAUUCAUGGCUGAUAUACUUGUAUACCUUCUUUGGAAAGCUGAAGAUAUGGCCACAUCGUGAUGUCAUCAUURAACAAAUGCCUUCAAAGUUCAAGGAAGAAUACCCAUCAACUAUGAUCAUAAUAGACUGUACAGAAUUGAAGAUAGAGUGCCCAUCAUCAUUGCUGAAACAGUCUGAGACAUAUUCUAACUAUAAAUCUACAAACACUGUCAAAGGUUUGGUGGGGGUUGAUGCUAAGGGUGGUAUAAUGUACGUAUCACACUUAUAUACUGGGCUUAUUUCAGACAAAGAAAUAGUCAAACGAAGUGGAUUUAUGAAGCUUUUGAAGAGAAAGAUAGAUGUUGGAGAGAUCCUAAGGGGAGAUAGCAUUAUGGCUGAUAAGGGUUUUGAUAUUAGUAGUGAGCUUUCUGAGAUUGGCCUAAAUUUAAACAUCCCUCCUUUCCUACGGGACCAGUCUUCAUUUAGUGAGGAUGAUGUCAUUAGAACCCAAACCAUAGCCCAGCAUAGAAUACACAUUGAGAGAGCUAUAGGCAAGGUAAGGCGGUUCCUUAUAUUCUCAAAACGACUGCCUGUCAGUAUGCUAGGUAAUGUUAAUCAGUUGUGGAGUGUUUGCUGUAUGCUUUCAAAUUUUAUGGACCCCAUAUUGUAAAGUGGAGAUCAGAAUAAAAAAGAAGUAUGUUCUUGAU